Messenger RNA from Nilaparvata lugens (brown planthopper), 8640 nucleotides. It is a transcript of the gene Frmd5, whose product is annotated as FERM domain-containing protein 5. The coding region runs from base 169 to 1941 and encodes 590 amino acids. Gene Ontology annotation, cellular component: cytoskeleton. The transcript has 12 exons. Gene Ontology annotation, molecular function: cytoskeletal protein binding. The record is from RefSeq and is a predicted model, not a curated record. Lineage: Eukaryota; Metazoa; Arthropoda; Insecta; Hemiptera; Delphacidae.
GCAAAAUCAGCUGAUGCAAAGUGGUGGGGCUGUCAAAUCGGAAAGUGACAAUCUUGUGUUUAUUAUUUCAACAGUUCUUGUGGUGAAGAGUAGCGAAUGCAUGUGAGAUUUCAGAACAUAAUUUUAAAUUUAACUUACUUGUGUGAAAGUUUAUGAACCUAAUACAAAAUGCUCAAGUUUGGUAGCAAAAAUGACGUUAAUGCAACAUAUAAGUGUACUGUUUGUUUAUUAGAGGAUACAGAAAUUGUGGAAUGCGAUUUUCAGAUACACCACAAAGGAAAGUACCUGGUUGAACAUGUUUGUCGACAACUGAAUCUAAUAGAAAAAGACUACUUCGGCCUUCGAUAUGUUGAUGCCAGUAAGCAAAGGCAUUGGCUGGAUCCAGCUAAGGCAAUAGUAAAGCAAGUGAAAGAUAUGGAUCCAAUUCUGUUCAGCUUCAGAUUAAAGUUCUAUCCGCCGGAUCCUUUCCGGUUAAAGGAGGAGAUCACUCGCUACCAAGUGUACCUGCAACUGAAACGAGACUUACUGCACGGUCGUCUCUACUGCACGCCUAGUGAAGCUGCCCUUCUAGGCGCUUACGUCAUCCAAGCUGAGCUGGGUGACUAUGAUCCUGAGGAACAUGUUGAGAACUAUGUCAGUGAGAUGAAGAUACUAUUGAAACAAACACAACUAAUAGAGGAGAAAAUAAUGGAACUGCAUCAAACUCAGCUUAAGGGCCAGAGCCCAGAAACCACAGAAACAAAUUUCCUCAGAAAAGCAUGUACACUGGACACCUAUGGAAUCGAUCCUCAUCCAGUCAAAGACCAUCGAGGGAACCAUUUAUAUUUGGGUAUCAAUCAUCACGGAAUUUUAACAUUCCAAGGCAGUAGAAAAACACAUCAUUUCAAGUGGUCGGAAGUUCAUAAACUAAAUUACGAAGGAAAAAUGUUCAUCAUCCAUCUUAUCUAUCAAGAGGACCCCAGAACAAAGAAAAAGCAUACGGUUGGUUUCAAAUGUCCGACUGGAGCGGCAUGUAGACACGUAUGGAGAUGCGCUAUUGAGCAGAUGCUAUUUUUCACAAUCCCUUCAAGCUCGGAAGUUCCAAGUGUUGUAUCGGGUGGCAGCUUCUUUUCGUUCGGGACGAAGUUCAGAUACUCGGGGCGAGUUGAGCGGGAAAUUCUGGAGGACAUCGGCCCGCUGAGGAGAGAAGAGCCCACCAUAAAUCGAGUGUCCAGUCUGAGAAGGAAGGCCUCCAGUGUUCCGGCUACGCCUUCAACGCCAAUUGCUUCUGAUCUUGGCUACAGCAGUUUGCCACGCUCGAAUCAUUCGGCGGAUUGUAGGCUGGAUUCAGGAGGCAUCGACUUCACUGAUCCUGCCAUUCCCCUUGAACCGGUUUCUGAGGAUCAAGAAAUGAGAACCAGAACAGAUGAGAAAGAUUCGGCCGAGCCUGAAGCUCCUGUAUGCAACGGAAAGACAACUGAUUUAGGAGCGGGCCUCCAGGACAGCGGUCUGCUAGUGAGUGGUAGUGAGUGGGUGCUACGAGAAUCAUUCGACCACUCCUCAUCAGAGGGGCUGGGGGUGGUGGGACUGGGUGGAGGCGGAGGCGGUCGCUCCUCCAGUCGCAGCCAGACACCCGUGCUUCGCAGCGCUGCCCCUGUCGCUCUACGCCCACCCCCCACUCCUCCCGCCACGGCUGCCACGCAUGCGCACACGACACGCACCUUCAGCCUGCUGCGUGCGUUCGUGCCCUCCUUCAUUAUCACCACGCUCUCUCUCCUUGUCAUUGUGAUCGUAGUGCUGGAAACCGAUUACGAGACGCUAGGCGCCCUGCGUCGCGCGCCUGAAAUGAUCGCCUUGCGUCGUCUCUACUACGAGCCCGCCAAACAGUUUCUCAAGGCCAAACUGAUGUCGUCCGCAUCAACGCAGGUGGUCUCCACCAAUGUGCGACCCAUAGAGACCUAGUGGUCACUCUCCUCCGACAUGACAACUGAUAGUUUGUAAGUUAUCCUACAAUCAAUCAACAUCUACAAACUACGAUAGUUUAAUUUUUCCUACAAUCUAAUUUAUCAAUCAACAUCCACAAACUUUGAUAGUUUGAGUUUUCCUACAAUCUAAUUCAUCAAUCAACAUCCACAAACUUCGAUAGUUUAAGUUUUCCUACAAUAUAAUUUAUCAAUCAACAUCUACAAACGUCGAUAGUUUAUAAGUUUUCCUACAAUCUAAUUUAUCAAUCAACAUCCACAAACUUUGAUAGUUUAAGUUUUCCUACAAAUCUAAUUUAUCAAUCAGCAUCCACAAACUUUGAUAGUUUAAGUUAUCCUACAAUCUAAUUUAUCAUUCAACAUCUACAAACGUCGAUAGUUUAUAAGUUUUCCUUCAAUCUAAUUUAUCAAUUAACAUCCACAAACUUCGAUAGUUUAAGUUAUCCUACAAUCUAAUUUUACAAUCAACAUCUACAAACGUCUAUAGUUUAUAAGUUUUCCUACAAUCUAAUUUAUCAAUCAACAUCUACAAACGUCGAUCUCACUCAAGAUCGUUGGUCAUUCAUGAAAAAUCACAUUUACUAAAGUACCAAUCCGAAAUGAAAUUGAAAUCUUUAUUCCAAUAGAAAGUGAAGCUUUAAACUUUUAUACUUUCUCUUUCUAUUAGUAUAAAUAUUGGGCAUUACGGAUUAUGUUAUUAUUGGAAUAUGGUUAUAACGGGUGACCCAAAGUACUGAAAGUUUAUUUGAAAAUUCAUUGAACAAAAGUGGGAAAGCAAAAUUAAUUUUAUGAAUUAAUUGGGAAUCAAGCUCUGAUCAAGGUCUGAGUAAUGACACACUGGGUGUGACAAUCCGCUGGCUGUCGUCACGUAUCGUUUGUUAGUUUAUUUUUGAAACCUUCCCAUAGAUUCUUAUCAGAGUAUACGUAUAGGAAUUGUCAAGAAAAUCAAAUCGUCAAUUAUCAUUCGAACCUGUUAUUCUCUUUCCUCUCUCAGCUAAAAGAUGGCCUGAAACUAGAACUAGUGAAAUAACCGACCUUAUUUCAUAACUGGAGAUGAGUUGUAUCCUUGGCUAGAGAUUCCUAUACACAACUGAACUGACUGACACUUAACAUAGACUGGCAUUGUCUGUGCCAAACCAAUGAGUAGAGGCGUGUUUACGAAUAUCCACAUUCAAAUAAGGCAAUGUUUCAACUAGAUCUGCAAUCCAAUUUUCAGUCCAAGAAACGUAAUAUACGCAUAAAAAUAGUAUUAAUGUAAAUUACGUUUAUUCCUGCCAGUUCAGUCUUAACUGUAAACGUUUAAGCCCGGUUGCACAAAAGCCUGUUCAACUUGAAUCAUGAUUAAAUGUCAUGAUUGAUUGAUUGAUUUUAUUAUUUGAUGUGCCAGGUCUCUACAGACCUAUUGCACAAAAACAGCAUGAGACCCAAUCAGAGAAGCCUUCUUUUCGAAAAAUUCUUCUCUGAUUGGUUCUCUUGAAAUUUAAUCUUCAUUAAAAUUUAAAAGGCUUUUAUGCAACCGGGCCUUAGUCUACACAAAUAAGUGGUGAAUUAUUCAUUGAACAAUUUAUUAUCCUCUUCGAGAAUCAAUAAUUUUAUUUGCCAUCAGUAUUCACAAAAUACAUGGUCAAAUAAUAAUAUUCAUUACUUAUUCUUGAUAUAAUAUAAAAGAAACAAAACUAUUUUCUAUUGAUCAACUGAUUUACUCCUGUUAGGUACUGUAUACUGAUUGUAAUUGAAAGGUCUUUUGACUAAGGCUAGUUACACACUGAUCGAUUUUUGGACGUACGAUUUUUGCCGUCCUUAUAAAUUCUAUUAGAUCAAACAGAUGAUGUCAAACGGAGGAUGUUUGUCAAGUUCCGUUUAAUCUAAUAGAAUUCAUAAGGACGGAAAAAUAUCGUACAAACAAAAUUCUAUGUGUGUGUGCAGGGCUUAAGGAUUCGAAAUUGGAAGUUUUUCUGGAAGCAAAACGUUUUCAAAGUGAUUUCUCGUCAGCUUCAAUGUUGUAAGACGCCGAAGCUACUAUGUUAAAAUAAUUGCACAUACCAUUAACGACUGAUUAAUUUUCAAAUUUAUUUCAAAUUUUAUUCAAUCCAAUUCACAAUUUACAACUUAUGAGAAAAAAAAUCAUACAGCUUAACAAUAUUAGAGUAAUAAGUUAAUAAUUUAUAAAGUACAUAAAAGUCUAAUUUAUUAAACAAUAACUUCAGACAAGAAAUCUAACAUGCUAAACCAGGUCUAAUUUGUGAAUUUGGAUAGAAAAAUACUGCUUGCUGAGAGUACAAAAAUCUACGUCAGCGAGCAGGAAUGAAUAUCUGAUAAUUUAUGAAUUUAUAGAGAAGUAGAAAAAUAUAAAAAGUAGAAAGAAAGAAAAAUUAGCAACCAAUCACUCACACAUUCACACUAACCAUGCUCACUUUCCAAUUCCAGCUCAUUUUUCCAAAGCAUAGCCACCAUUAUCAGAGUAUUUUAACUAAGAAACCACAUUGAAUAAGGUCUCUAGAUAGUCAGGCAUAAGACCUCUAAGCCAUCCAAGAACUUUUGUUUUAAAAACAAGUCGAUUUUGUGUUCUCUUAAUUUCAAGAAGAAUAUUGUUUUGAAUGAUCGUUUCACUGAGUUUAAGUAAACAUCUUCACAAUAUGUAUAAUAUUCUAGUUGGAACAAAUUUGUUGGAGCGAAGAUGAAAUUAUUUAUGUAUUAACUAUUGUUUAGUUAUGUGUCUCAAUUACCCCAAGAAGUUUAAAAAUAACUGAAUUUUCCUUCAUGCAUUAUAGUAUCCAGCCUCAAGCCAUUAUUUUUAAAUCUAUCAUGAAAAUUAGUUCAUGUUUGAGUAAAAUGUUUAAUUAUUUAUCUGUCUGUUCUAGUUAGUUUCUUCGAAUUCGGAAAUGACAGAGUUUAUAGUAGAGAAAGUUAAAUUUUAUUUUGAAAUGAGAAUAGUAUUCAAAUAUGAGGAUCGUUACUAUAACAAUUAGGAACCAUAAUGGUUACCAGUGAUAAUCAUGAUUUUGCUUUAGAUAACCGUAUUGAUAUGAUAUUUUAUGCCAGCCAUAACUUUUUUAAAUAAAUAAUUUAGUAGGUGUUUAACUGUUAUCGGUCUCAUAACUAUGGUUCAAAGUUUUAACAAUAAAUUAUUUAUAAGAAUACGGAAUCUUCCAUUUUGGGAUGUUUCGCCACUACCGUACUUAAUAUUAUAAUUUUUAUUCAAUCUGAAAUCAGUACAAUAAAUCCUAUUAUCGAAGUUAACAGUCAAAUUGUUCUAUGUAGUACAUUUAAAACAAACCAUUAUAAAAAUAGUAUCUUCUUUAGUAGUGAAAGAAAUCAAGUACUGCAGUAUAAUAAUCAAAUUAGCUGAAUAUAUUAGCUUUUAUCCAUCUUUUUAACAAAUCUUAUCAUUAAUUCAAUAAGACAACUCUGUAGUAGCUCGAGUCACCUACAUCACAAUAUUUCUAUGAGAAUUUCGACUCAUACGUAAAAUGUUUCACGACUUGAGAACUAGUUCGGAUUACGCUCGUAGUCUUGAUUUUCCAAAUUACUCACUUUGGAAGUGAGCUAUGAAAAAGAACUUGUAUUAAUACUAUUACAAAGACAACUACAAUCAUUCCAGUUCAUUUUAAUAAUUGAAUCUGUGAUAUAGAUAAAAUUAUAUAGAUGACUGCUUUAAUACCUCAAAGUAUGCACAAUAACAUUUAUCAAUAUUAGUUUUUUAUUCAUCGUGUAAGAAGUAAUUUUACUUGUAGCUGAACGCUACCAGUAAAUAUGAAAUUUUUUGUAUUUUUAUACUAAAGUCGAAUGCGUGCGUGUGAAGCACUGAUUUUAAUCAUUACGCAGUAAUUAUUUCCAUAUUUCCACUUUUUUUGAAAAAAUCAUUAUAAUAUAUCCAUUGUUUGUAACGAGAUAUUAUAGUAUAAAAUUUGCCAAUGCUCCAUUGCCAUUGAUUAGAAUCUUCCAUGUUAUAAACAAGUAUUCCUACAAUCAUUUCAUAGUUUUAACAUUAUUUGAACUAGAAACUAGAAGAAUAUUUCACUGAAAUUAUACUCAACAUUUUGUUAUAAAAUAUACAUUGAGAUAAUAGAUAGCAUGCUAAUAAUAUAAUAUUAUAUUCAUAUUUCGUAGCUUAUCAAUUUGAAAUUGACUGGUGUUUCAAAACUUCUCAAAUGUCUAGUAAACCAUUUGGCCAUAAAAAACCGAUUGGAAAAUUAUUUAUAAUUAUUUAAUUACACUCUUGAAGUAUCUCAUCAUCAUAGCAAAAAAAUAUCGUUACGUUUAUUUUAAUUAAAUGCAAGUGUGAAUAUUCAUUCAUCUAUGUAAUGUGAUUUAUUAUAUUUUCAGAGCAGAAUUGAGUAUCUAAUACUUACAUGAAUUCCAUUAAGUAAGUUUUGAAACGAAUUUUUUUUUUAAAAUUAAUUAAUUAGGUAAUUGAAAUUUCUUAAUUUUCAAGAGGUUGACGAUAUUGUUUACAAUUUGUUUGAUAAAAGUCUUAGAUGUUAACCUUGUACAGUUUGUAAGUCGUUGAAAGUGUUACACUUACCUACAUCAUAGUGUAGAGAAGUUUUGAGAGUACACAAUUCUACAUUCGGUUUUCACUGAUAAUACAUUUGUGAUACGAAUUCCAAUAACUUUCCAAUGUUGUAAAUCUCAUUUCCUUCGAACUUAGAUUCAGCAACUGUUAAACCUCUAAAUUUAAAAUAAUUUCAACAUACAAUUCAAAUUUUGUGCAAAACAAGCAUUGGACGUUGAUGAAAUGUGCAAUUAACCUGUACUGUCAUGUUAUUGUAAUGAGUAUUUUAUUAGUUUUAGAUUAAUUUUCUUCAAUGUUCAAUCCAUUUCUAUUAAGCAAUCCAACUUUCCCUGUCAAUUUAGGUAAAAGUUACUCCUAUUUGCUACGCUACAAAUGAUGGAAACAUGCUUUAUAAAAAAAAUAAAACUAAACGAUACGUAGAAGCUAAGCUUGAAAGGCAGAUGUUUGAAUAGAGAUAAGGUAUAUAUUGAGAAUUUUAUUAAUAAAUUGAGACAUGAAGUAUUAGUUUUGGGCCCAAGACAAGUCAUAUAUUAUUCCUAAAUGUUGCUACCUACUGAAUGAACUCAUGCUAAUGUACCUUGUGAAGUUAGAUGAAUUCUAGACUAACUAAAAUAUAUAUAUAAACAUUAGUUAUAUUCUGACAAAUUAUUUUAAUAAUAGAUGAUUUAUUGCACUCAAUUUCUCAAUAGACGAACCACUACAAAACUAUAGAGAUUUAUUGAGACAGACUUUUCCCAGUCACUAAGCGGUUUUACUAUUAUUCAAUAUCUGCUUGAUAAGAAAAUACAAAUUUAAGAAUAUUUUAUUUUUUAUUGCGGAUGUUGAGCAAGAUGAGUUGUUUGCUUGUGCGUGAGUACUGUAAUGUGCGAGGGUGAUUUGAUGAGAUGAUCAAGCGUCCAUACCUACCGGCGGGAUUCGAACCCAUGACCAGGUAGCGCUAGCAGACUGAAGGGUUGAACACCUUAGUCGUCUCGGCUAUCCUGGCUAUUUUAUUAUAACAAUCAUGUUCUUAUGUUGUUUCCCUUAUGUUCACUUGAUAUUACCUGAAGCAUUCAUAUGAAUUACUGUAAUUUAUUUUUAACGUUAUUCCCGAUUUUAGAUGAAUACGGAAACUUUUUAAUAAUUUAUAAAGGUAUGUAUGCAACGUAAAAUUUCCUAGCAUUUCAAAACCAUUAUUUUCAAUUUCGCCAAUUCUAACAAAACAUUUUCAAGUAACAGACGAUCAUUUUCAAGACGAUCACUUUAUAAGGUAGUUUAAAACAGAUGUAUUCUAAGUCUCAGAUUUUAAUAAGUUUCCACAUUUCUCAUCGCGCUUUGAAUGAAAAGAAAAUCUCCAUUGUCAUCAAAUUACUCGCCAAUUUGGUAGAAAUUGAAUCACAUUAUAUAAUCAAUUUUGUAAUAAAUUUAAUAUUGUAUGUUUAAUGUCAAUUUAUCAAUUGUAGUACAAAAUUAUGAUUGAAUCAAAACUUGGUAAUUCAUGCCUUUGAUAGGAAUACAAAAGGUUUUUGAAAAAUUCAUUUUCUUGGACAAUAUAGAUUUAUUUUAUAAUGUGGGAUUUAUUGUACCGUAUUGUAUUAUCUAGUGGUUCAAGUUCCUUCGUUUCAUGAAUUCGUAUUUUAUUUUUGUUAAUAUUACAUCACUUCACUCCGAUAUCAAUCUCUUAUCACUUGUCAUGUUGGAUUACUACAUUCCAAAAUAAUAUUACUCUUUAAAUAUAAUUUAAUGAUUUUUUCUAUAGCAUUUAAUUUGGUAUAAAAACUGCAAAGAGUUGACAUUAUUUUAGAGUUUUAUUUUGAAUUUAUAUUGCAGCUAUUUUUAUUACUUGUUAUUUAUUGUAUGUAUAUAUAUUAUUGGAAAUGGUAAUAUUAUUUUAUUUAUUUUUAGUAAUUGUCGUGAUCAAAUCACUUUUUUCUGUGUAAAUAUUAUAUUUUAUUCAAUGAUUAAAUGCGACUUCAAUAUAUGUUCAAACCAAAAUUCUAUUAUAAAGUGGAGAAAUGUGAUGGAUAAAACAUGUAUCUGACCAACCAAAUCAUCUCAAGUCUUAUUUGGCAAAUCGUCAAUUAUUUAAGUGUAGAUAUUUUCUAUGUAUCAAGCAAGAGUGUUGGUUAAAUGUAAAACAUUGUAUAUUUGAAGGUAUCCUUCACAAUAAAACUUGAAAUAAAA